GUCCUCCGCCAUAUUGGGAAGGGCAAUGAUGGGGCGAAAACGGACAGCUGAACGGGGCAGUGACAGGAACAUGCCUGAGACAGGAGAUGCGCCAUGAUUGGAAGGUCAACGAAGAAGGGCAAACGAUAUUUGGAAGGGCGGUUUUCGCGCAGGAAGGAAUGCUGCUGUCAGAGCAUCCCCAAUGACUACUACAUGCAGAGCUUACCAGGUGGAGCGCAACUACAUUUCUGUUUCCAUCUGGAGAAGCACUAUGGGCAGGAAAUAGAUAGACGGUUGGAAAAGAAACUGAAGAUUACGCAAAAGGAAAGAAAAUCAAAAUCUCCUCCCAAAGUGCCGAUUGUCAUUCAGGACGACAGCCUUCCCUCAGGUCCUCCUCCACAGAUCAGGAUAUUAAAGAGGCCCACGACUAACGGUGUGCUUAGUAACCCCAACUCUGCUAGCAGACCAGCUUUUCCCGUCAAGUCUCUGGCACAGAGAGAGGCAGAGUACGCAGAAGCCAGAAAACGAAUUCUGGGCAGCGCAAGCCCAGAAGAGGAACAGGAGAAGCCCAUUCUAGACAGGCCAACAAGGAUUUCCCAGCCAGAAGAUUCCAGGCAGCCCAAUAAUGUGAUACGGCAGCCACUAGGUCCUGAUGGUUCACAAGGCUUCAAACAACGCAGAUAGAUCUGAGCAAGAGAUCAUGCUGUCGAAAGCAGGGUCAGCUGCCACGGGUUGCACUGCCGUGGUGGACAAAUGGACUUGAGCAGAGGGAACUACUUGGUUUACUUGCACUGUGAUCCCUUUGCUCUGCCCACUGUGACCUUGAACCCCAUGCACUGUGACCCCCUGCUCCACCCACUGUGAUUGGCACACCGACGAGGGCUGUCCCAAGUCACUGUAAAAGGAAGGGGGGUACAUUAAGGACUCUGAACAGGUGCAGAGAGUCGUGUGUGCCACUUCAGUUGAAGCUAGCGCCAGCAAUAAUGUUUAUCAUACUCAUUAACCUGGAAUUGAAAAGAAGAAUGGCCUCCCCAAACGUGCAUGUUGUCUCUCACUUAGGAGCGAGUUCUGUUUCAAAGGAGCUUUCUGUUUUUUGUUUGUAAUUGAGAUCAACUUUAAAACAAGUGCAUGGGAAGGGUUUUAACUGUUUAGUUUGUUUUAAUGGAGAGAGGUAGUUGAUAGUGUUCUAAAAAAAGGAGUUUCUAUGAAUUUCCACACUAUAAUGGCUAGGGUUUGGCAAGCUUAGCUUCUUGUUCUGUAUUUCCACUGCUGCCAAUCAAAUGGAAGGGGACUUCUAGGUACCUGGGCUUUCUAAUUGCCUUGGCCCCAGAAACCAGUGAAGUCCAGUGGCCUAGUUCCCUUACUGCACCUGUCAUAAGCAUGGCUAGUUUUCUGCUGGCUUGAGGAAAAAUCCAAUACGUUUCUUGUGUUUGGGGAGAAGGGAAUGUAGCUAGAUCCCACGGCGACACCUGCUGCUUCCAGCAGAGGGAGCAGGGUGAAGGAACAGGGCUCUGUUGCGUCUAGGUUUACAAGCUAAGAGUAGACUAGUUCAGUGCUGUACUGGUCCAGUCCGGUCAGUGCAUGGAAACCAUAGUAAUGAGCCUACCUCUGUGAAGCAUGUGCUUGUCAGAGAGCUACAUAUGGCAGGAGGCUGGGCAACCACUGCUCCAAAGGUUUGAACCCUAAGUGGCUUGUGAUGGACCGAUGGCUUAUGGUACAAUUCCAGUGCUGUAUUGGAUGCAUUUACUUCCCGAAAUCAUAGACAUCGGGAACAACCCAUGUUCAAUAAAAUUUGAAAAAAAAAUCCCUGUUUUCAUGCAUUGGUGGUAACAAAUGGUUUUCCGCUGAGCUCUGGCCUCCAGCCCCGCCCCCCCAAAAAAGGGGUCUAAGGAAUGGUUCCGGGCCAUGGAAGAGAAAUUUAAGGUACCACCAAAUCAGCUGUUGCAAGCCUGUCAUAUACAGCUACUCCGUGGCUUCUCCUGUACCCAUACUGUCUCGAUGCAUUGUCUAACUGUUUGUUAGAUAACAAGGAAAGCUGAGCAACUCGAUGUUAACUGUUUCAAGGAAUUAGAUGAACACUAAAGUUUCCUAUUGCUGGGGCAACAAGAAUGUAUUUUGUAUGCUGGAAAGUCUCCAGUACUAGAGGUGUCUCAGCAUAUUGAUAGAACAAGUUACUGUAGACAGCCUGUGUGGUACAGAAACGCACUGUCUUUCAGUGUCAGCAGCUAGAGGUCAAGAAGGAUUUAGAUGUCCCUUCACCUAAAAUGACCAUGGGCUAGUCUGCUUCACUGUGUUUCCAGGAGCUGCCUUUCUGCACAGUUGAUUUUUGAAGGUUGUAUUCUGUACUGGUGCAAUAUUAUAUGGGCCGCAGUUUGUGCUUAAUUGGUUGAAUAGUGAGCACCUGAACCCAUCCACUUUUGCGUGAAAGGAAGCAGCUGUACAGAAUUUCUGCCUACAGUGAGUUGUAUGGGAUUCACCCCAUACAGUAAACCAAGACAUGUACAGAAAUACAGUAAACAAAUAACUGGUAAAAUAAACUACCUGUGUACAAAAGAUGAAAUCUACUAAACAUUGAUCUUUUAACUGAAUUUCUUUUCUGUCCUGCCCCUCUGAUUCCCUAAAUCAAGUGAGCCCUUGAAAUGCUUGUUAAAGGAUUACAUUUUUUUACUCUGCUGUAAUAGAGAGGUGGGCACAGGUGUACUGAUGUUCCAGUAGCCCUGCAGUUGGGCUCAAGUCCUUGUGGCUUUAUAAGACUGUAAUCUGAUAUUUACCUAACUUCCUCUCAAGUAGGGCUUGAAAUGUGCUGCAUGUGUACCUGGAUAAGCCACCAUCAGCUGCUUCACAGGAAAUAUCUUCUUCAUGGAAGUAAGAAGAAACUGAUGGGGAGGAGUAGCCGGAUGUGGGUGGGCAGAAGAGAAGAGGAUGGGAAAAGACAUUAGCAAUAAUUGUGUAGUCACCACGCCUUUCCUUAAUUGAUAAUUAAAAUAGCUGUUCCUUUGGAUGGCCAACUGCUGGCAAAAGCCUCUUGAUGUAGCUUCAGAUAUCUUGCCAAUGUUAGGACAACAGUAUCCAUUUUCUGCCACCUGAUAUCCUUUACUAGGGGUCUAAAGACCUUGCUAGCUGCUCAUAGGACAAAAUCUGGUCCUCUAAGAUCAACCUCACACAACUAAUAAGAUUAUGUGGGGAGAGCUAACCAGAGCACCCCUCUCCAACAUAGUCAUCUGUAUAGCAUGGUCAGUCAGGAUGCUUCCAACCUGCAGGCGGGGGGGGGCAACGUUCCUGGAGAAACCUGCCACUAGGCCCCUCUUCCAGAUGGACAGUAGGUCAGUGAUCCUGUCCAGAAAUCAGUGUUGGGAUAAGUCAAAGGCCCUGUUUGCAGAGGGGCUAGAGCUCUUGUUCUAAUACGUGUUUAUAGGGUUUUUUGUGUGUGUUCUUAGGAGCACUUUAUGGUUCUCUCCUCUGUGUGUGUGUGUGUGUGUGUGUGUGUGUGUGUGCGUGUGUAUAUUCAGAUACGUGCAAAGUGGUGUGGGUCUGCCAUAGGGCACACAGCUGCCUGUCUCCCCAUGGAAGUGCUCCUAAGUAUGCAGAAAAACAUUUUAUAAAUUGUAUUUUAAAUAAAUGUGUUAAACUUUUAAAAA
Molecule: messenger RNA, 3617 nt
Organism: Pelodiscus sinensis (Chinese soft-shelled turtle)
Lineage: Eukaryota; Metazoa; Chordata; Testudines; Trionychidae
Source: RefSeq, a predicted model, not a curated record